UAAGCAGUAGACAAUUUUACAAGCAAGGCGCUUGAAUAAACGUUUUAUUUAGUAUUUGCAAGGUGCAAAAUGGAAGGUGCAGUAUUUCCUUCAACUCAAGUGAGUGUUCUAAGGGGCGCAAUAGGCAGCUUACAAGAGUACCGGAUAGGUACUGAUUGGAAUAUAUACCAGGAGAGGUUAGAGCAAUAUUUUCUUGCAAAUUAUGUAGAGAAUGAUAGAAUGGUUCCAGUAUUAUUGACAAUAAUUGGUGAUAAGGCCUAUGAAAUAUUAAAAGGAUUGUGUGACCCAGUUUUACCUAAGAAUAAGACUUUCGAUGAACUAUGUAUCCUUCUACAAAAGCAAUUCACUAAAAAAGUUUCUGUUUUUAAGGAACGAAUAGAAUUUUAUUCUUUGAGACAAGCUGAAAAGGAGUCCGUGGCAGACUUUUACGUAAGAAUUAAAAAUAAAGCAAUAGAUUGCAAGUUUGGGACUACAUUAAACAAUGUUUUAAAAGACAAAUUCGUUUGUGGUGUGAGAAAGGGACCAGUCCUGGAUCGCUUAUGUGAGGAGGAUCAUACAACAACCUUAGAACAUCUAUAUGAGUUGGCGUUGAGAAAAGAAGCUGCAGCAGUAGAAGCCAACACUUUAGUUCCAGUAAAUAAGAUAUCAAGCACCAGUGUUAACCAAGGCAGAAAUAGAGAAGCACGAGAAGGAGGUUCAGGAGGUUUGUAUGGAGAGUCAAAGUGUAAUGCGUGUGGAGGAAUAAAACAUGACUUUAGAAAUUGUAAGUACCGAAAAUAUAGUUGUAAGAUCUGUCGGAAGGUUGGCCAUCUGGCUAAAAUGUGUAAUAAAAACAAAGGAAAAAGUACUCAUUAUGUAGAACCUGUAGAGAGUGAAAAUUCUGAUUCAGAAAAUGUACAAGAUUUUGAUUUUGUAAACAUGUACCAUACCUCUUUUGAUAAUGUUAAUAAUGGUUUUAUAAAACCACAAAAGGCAAAUAUGUUAAUUAAUGAUUGUACUAUCUUAAUGGAACUGGAUUCAGGCGCAGGUAUCUCUGUCCUUCCUGAAAAUAUUUAUAUCAGAUAUUUCAAAACCAGUGCAUUACUUCCAACUAAAGUUAGACUCAGAUCAUUUGAUGGAAGUAUUAUUACACCUUUAGGUGAGAUUUUCGUAACUAUUCAAUAUAAUAAUGUUAGGGUAGAUAACUGUAGGUUAAUUAUAAUAAAAAAUGGAACAACAGCCUUAAUUGGUAGAGAUUUAAUGAAGACAUUUAAUUUCGAGAUUAAAUUACCGGGAGUUCCUAACAUUAAUAUAAAUAAAAUAGAUCAGGAUGCAGAGAUAGCAAGGUUAGUAAAAAAAUAUAGUUCUCUCUUUAGUAAUGAAUUAGGGCAUUAUAGGUUUGAAAAAGUUGACUUAAAAAUGGAACCAAAUGCAAAACCUAUAUUUUGCAAACCAAGGCCAUUACCUUUUGCUUUUAAAAGGGAUGUUAAUGCAGAAUUAGAUGAACUUGAAAGUAAGGGUGUCAUUACCUUGAUUGAAAAUGCUGAAUGGGGCACCCCACUGGUUCCCAUUGUCAAGGAGACAGGCAAAAUCCGUGUAUGUGCUCACUACAAAAUAACCGUAAAUAAAUUUCUAAUUGAUGUCAAGCAUCCAUUGCCAAGAGUGGAGGAGUUAUUUGCAGCCCUCCAGGGUGGGCACCUUUUUACAAAACUUGAUUUCAAAAAUGCUUACAACCAAUUGGAGCUAACGGAGGAGACAAAAAAACUUUUAAGUUGGAGCACACACAGAGGUAUUUAUCAGGUA
Molecule: messenger RNA, 1782 nt
Organism: Diabrotica virgifera virgifera (western corn rootworm)
Lineage: Eukaryota; Metazoa; Arthropoda; Insecta; Coleoptera; Chrysomelidae
Exons: 1
Molecular function (GO): zinc ion binding; nucleic acid binding
Source: RefSeq, a predicted model, not a curated record